AUGUCUGUCGCAUUCGAAAUCCAUCAGCCGCAAGAGCUGGUGUCCUUGGAAGCGCGAAGUCUCACAAAGAAUAAUCAUAUUAACAUGAGGGCGUCAGUGGUCUUUAUUUUGGUCAUCACAAGCUUGUUGAGUGCGACGUCAGGGAAGGCGCCGGCGCAAUUCUUCUGCGGGCGAAGACUCGCAGACACGCUGGCUCUGUUCUGCCCGUCCGCUGAGCUGGUGAAGAGAUCAGGGUACCACGAGAGGCAGCACUACCCCGGCAACGAGGUGCUGGGUGCGGGCGACGAGGGCUGGGACCGCGAGCUGGGUCUGGGCGGCGCCGGGUCGGAGGGCUGGCUGUGGCGCGGUGCGUUGAGCGGCGCCCGCGGGAAGAGAGGCGUCAUCUCCGAGUGCUGCGACCAGCCUUGCACCAUCGACGAGCUGCUCACCUACUGCUGA
Molecule: messenger RNA, 438 nt
Organism: Chilo suppressalis (striped riceborer)
Lineage: Eukaryota; Metazoa; Arthropoda; Insecta; Lepidoptera; Crambidae
Source: the annotation of a GenBank genome assembly